This is a messenger RNA of Ambispora gerdemannii, 989 nucleotides long. Lineage: Eukaryota; Fungi; Glomeromycota; Glomeromycetes; Archaeosporales; Ambisporaceae. The record is from the annotation of a GenBank genome assembly.
AACAGAAAUUAAUCGCCUCGGUUUCACCAGAGGAAAAAAUAGCUUUACGUCAAUACUUCACUGGAAAUAAAGAACGACAAGCUGAUGCGGCGUAUUUUCUUCCUGACUGUACAACGGAUGAUGAGAAACGUGAUUACUUGAGGUCUCUAGUCUCUACGCCUGAUGCAAAGGAGUUUCCUUCGAAAAGGCACGCAUCGCUGAAAAAGAUUAUUCCUCAAAAAUUCUUGUUCGGAAAGCUUACAGAGAUAUUUUCAGAGAUUAAAGCAUUGAUUGAUAGUGGCGAAUACCACCGCUUUGUAAUUACAGGAAACCCUGGAAUUGGCAAAAGCUAUUUCCUUUUCUACAUACUAUAUGAGCUAGCAAAAAAUGGAGAAACGGUGUUGUUAGACAGUCAUGAUCAUGAUAAAUGUAUCGUUUUCAAGAACGGCGUGGUUGAAUUGGAGACCAUUGGUAAUCUAGGAUAUAUUUUGAACAAAAAUACUACAUGGUAUCUUGUUGAUACCAAGAAACCUAUGCGAUAUCAAGCAAAGACAAUUCUUGUCUCAUCACCAAACCCACAUUAUUACAAGGAGUUCCUUAAGUAUCAAUACACAACGAUGCGAUACAUGCCAAUUUGGAGUUUAAAUGAACUUCGUUAUUGCAAGGAUAUCUUGUUUCCAGAUAUCGAAGAAAAUGAAAUGUUGAAAGGAGAUCGUUUAGGCUCACUUCGUGGACAAUUAUUUGAAGGAUAUACGCAUAAUAUUUUGCGUAAAGGGGGAGCAUUUCGUGUUCGUAAACUUGGUGGAAAUCGAGAAGAAGAGCUAGUUUUAGAGUCCAAGGAUGAGCGAUUAUUUGCAAAGCUGGAGAAUGUGGAUGUGAAUUUGAAUUAUUACUUUCGACCAGUUUCUAAAAAGUUUGCCUCCAUUGAUUCUUUGAUUCCAAAUGUUGGACUUUUUCGAAUGACAAUUUCACAGAAACAUAGCAUCAAAGUAACCACACUAAAGAUAUAG